Molecule: messenger RNA, 1551 nt
Organism: Fomitiporia mediterranea MF3/22
Lineage: Eukaryota; Fungi; Basidiomycota; Agaricomycetes; Hymenochaetales; Hymenochaetaceae
Exons: 6
Coding region: 1-1551 (516 amino acids)
Biological process (GO): transmembrane transport
Cellular component (GO): membrane; endoplasmic reticulum
Source: RefSeq, a predicted model, not a curated record
AUGGCCGCCAGUGUUCUCCUGCUGGUUGGGACCGUGCUUUUGGCAAUCACUGAAGUUUUCUUACUUUGUUUCGCCGGAUAUAUUCUCGCCCGUAUGGAUAUCCUCAACAAGCAGACCCGAAAGCAGGUCAACAGACUAAACACUUCAAUCUUUACUCCUGCUCUGCUAUUCACAAAGGUUGCCUUUUCUCUGACCGCAUCGGAGCUCAAGGAACUAUGGAUAAUCCCCAUUCUCUUCAUUAUUAUAACUGCUGUCUCUGCUGGAGUCGCCUAUAUCAUGGGCCUAAUUUGUCGAGUCAAACCAGAACACAGGUACUUCGCGAUGGCCGCGGCCAUGUUCAUGAACUCAAACUCGAUGCCGAUCGCACUCAUGCAAAGUCUAAUCGGUACUGUUGCGGAGCUGAAGUGGAAUGAAAACGAUACGCAGAGCGAUAUGUUGGCUCGUUCCCUCACGUACCUCGUCCUCUACAGCACGCUCGGUAAUAUUGCGCGCUGGAGUUUUGGUGUGAAGAUCCUUGAGAGAGCUGAUGCGACCGCACAGGAGACUACCCACGGCGAGAAGAACAUUGACGUUGAGUCGCAACAGACGGUCAAGGAAGUUGAUGGUAAAACUCCCUUACAUAGUCGCUCGCCAUCCGACGUAACUACGACCGGAGAGCCAGACAGGUCUCGUCCCCGAGGCCAAGGCGGUUCGCCAAUGUUCUACUUAUCUGACGAACCACCCCGGUCCAAUACCAGUCUUCCUUACGUUGACUCUAGGGUAGCUGAAGAACCAGACCCAUACAUCCCCCUCUCCACCAAAAGUUCGUCAACAACGUUAGCGCCGAUCACAAUCAGCACUGCUUUGGAAACAGAAGGUCAAACGGAACUUGCAAUCCCUGCUCCGCCACUCACCAAAUGGCAACGCUUCGUGAGCGGAUUGAAACGCUUUUGGAUCGCAUUCUAUGACUUCAUGACUAUGCCACUCUGGGCUGCUUUGUUAUCCAUCAUCAUCGCUCUCAUUCCUCCAGUUCAGAAUCUAAUCGCAAACCACAUGCGUCCGGUACGGAAGGCAUUGGAGGCAGCUGGAGAUUGCUCAAUCCCACUCACGCUCGUCGUUCUCGGCGCAUACUUCUAUACGCCUCCGCCUAGGGAUACGGCAGUACCACCCCUCAAGGAGAGACUCCGCAAUGCACUUCGGUUUCGUCAAUCAACUCCUCCAGAUGCGACAAUGAAAGCAGAAAGGCCAAAACGUCCUGGCGAAAAGCGCACUAUAUUCAUUGCGAUUAUCUCCCGACAAGUACUUUGUCCUUUGAUUGUCCUGCCCUUAAUGCUCGCGUUCGUCCGGUUCGACGUGCCGAAGGUGUUCUCUGAUCCGGUUUUUGUUGUGUCGAACGUACUUCUUGUUUCAGCUCCCAUUGCGUUAACACUGGCUCAGAUGUCCUCAAAAACCGGUGCAAGCGAUGGGUUUGAGCGGUUACUCAGUACAACGAUUUUCUAUGCGUACUGUGUCGCUUUACUUCCAGUCACUAUCAUCUACGUCGUUCUCGGCCUUAUUCUCGCAAAGCUGUAA